AUGGCAGAUUUACCGACAUUUCGUGUCCAACAGUUGAGAGCAUUUACAACGGUGGGUGUUGACUAUGCUGGCCCAUUCAUUACCACCACCCACAAGUAUAGAGGUGUAAAAACAUUCAAAUCUUAUAUCUGCAUUUUCGUUUGCGCCUCCACGAAAGCUGUCCAUUUGGAAUUGGUGUCCGAAUUGACCAGUGAUGCAUUUAUUGCUGCCUUGCGACGAUUCAUAUCACGCCGAGGAAGUUGCACUACUAUAUUUUCCGAUCGUGGCACAAACUUCGUCGGAGCCUACAACCAACUGACGAAACUUGCCCAAGAUGCCGGCGGUGAACUAGGCAUACAAUGGCUUUUUAAUCCACCUGCUUCGCCGCAUUUCAACGGACUCACCGAAGCGGGCGUUAAAUCUGUUAAGACCCAUCUACACAGAGUCGUUGGUAAACAAGUUAUGACUUACGAAGAGCUUUAUACUUUGUUGGUACAAAUUGAGGCAGUAUUAAAUUCCCGGCCUCUAUGCCCUUUGAGUGCCGAUCCUAACGAUUUGCAAACCCUAACUCCUGGUCAUUUUUUAGCUCUUUCCCCUCUAAACUCUGAAAUUCCUAAUGAUGAGUUGCAGAAUAUACCAUCCAAUCGUCUCACGCGAUGGCAACUGUUGCAAGGAAUGCUUCAACACUUUUGGAGAAGAUGGAGCAAUGAAUACCUGCAUACGUUGCAACAACGGCGUAAAUGGAACGUCCCAAUAAAAAAUAUACAGGCUGGAACCCUAGUAUUAAUCAGAUAUGAAAUGAAAACUCCAUUACAAUGGGCCCUUGGACGGAUAACACAAAGUCAUCCUGGCGCAGACGGUAUUGUCCGCGUCGUAACCGUUGGCACUACGCAAGGGUUAUUACAACGCCCUGUAAUAAAACUUUGUCCCCUACCUUCAGAAACUUAA
Molecule: messenger RNA, 927 nt
Organism: Onthophagus taurus
Lineage: Eukaryota; Metazoa; Arthropoda; Insecta; Coleoptera; Scarabaeidae
Biological process (GO): DNA integration
Molecular function (GO): nucleic acid binding
Source: RefSeq, a predicted model, not a curated record